Messenger RNA from Dendronephthya gigantea, 1224 nucleotides. RefSeq lists its product as uncharacterized. The record is from RefSeq and is a predicted model, not a curated record. Lineage: Eukaryota; Metazoa; Cnidaria; Anthozoa; Malacalcyonacea; Nephtheidae. The transcript is spliced from 4 exons. Bases 198 to 776 code for a protein of 192 amino acids.
CGUCAUGUAUGCCAAAGAGUAAAACCAUUGUGGUUGCAUCACUGGGUUGCAUAACUGGGUUGCAUCAUUCAGGUUGCAAUUUGCAAAGUUUUAUACAAAAAUUUAUAGUCCAUCAAUCAGGAGAAUUCUCUAGUAUUUGAUGAAAAUACUUUAUUUUAUUUUCCGCGAGACCUGAGGAUGUUCUGAAUCAUUGAAUCAUGAGUGUUCUUGAUAAACUAAAGAUUGGUGAACGAGGAGUCGCCCAUAUUGUCGCUCCAUCAGAGGCCAGUUCAAGUUUGGUCGACCCAAGAACCGUUCAUCGUCUAUCGGAUCCCACAGAUAUUGUUUCAUUGGCUAAAGAAGUUCAGAAAGCAGAUGACUUCGUGAAGUGCAUCGCAACGAGCAAACUAAUUGUCAUUGCUGACCAAAUACGUCACCUCCAGAAUCAGGCUAGAAAAGUUCUCGAAGAGGCCAAAGAAGACGCUGUGCUUCAUCACGCCGCUUGUAACUUUAAGAAAAUUCCAGGGAAAAUGUACCACUUAUAUCUUCGUAAAGAUGGCACGUCGUAUUUUUCAAUAAUUUCACCUGAGGAGUGGGGAAAUGCGUGUCCCCAUCACUUUCGAGGAAGUUAUAAACUGGAGUAUGAUAUGUCGUGGACGAAGUCAGAGGAUAUUGAGAAAAGGGGUCAGGACUUAGAAGAAAUUUCACGAUUAUUAAAUAGCGAGAUACCUUCGAUUGGAUAUAUUUGUGAUGUUUCAAGGAAAUCAGGUGAGAAGGAUAAAAACGAUGCAACUUGAUGUUUGUUUGGAAUUUUCUAGGGCAACUGUAAAUAUAUAUUCUGUGCUCAGCAGGCGAUAAGAAACGUAUUAAAAUAUGCGCAGCUUCUUGGAUGUUUCGAUAAUGAAGGCUCAAAAUGUUUCUAGCUUGUUAUUAUCAUCGCUCCAUUAGAUAGGGUAUUGGAAUUACGAUGACAUCACGAAAUGUACGGUUUAGGAUUAUCUCUAAGAUUAGUUUUAGAAUUAGAGAAGCUUAAUUUAAGGUGGUAGUCGCGGAUAUUAUUGGGUGAAAUUAUCCAUUUUAUAUACACUUUUCACAGCAAAACCAGAUACUUUGCUGAAUAUUUGUUUAAUUAAAAACCCCGUGUUGUACGCCACUGAUGAAUUUACUUAGUACGAAUCGUGUAAUUUACUUAACAUAUAGAAAAAUAAAAUAUAUAUUAUACACAAAAAUAAAACCAUGAAAAAU